This is a messenger RNA of Ciona intestinalis (vase tunicate), 2042 nucleotides long. The record is from RefSeq and is a predicted model, not a curated record. NCBI's taxonomy places the organism in Eukaryota, Metazoa, Chordata, Ascidiacea, Phlebobranchia, Cionidae.
GAAACUUUUACAGGUAUAUAGGUAGUUAUGCAAAGAACGUUUGUAUAAGCUAAAAAUAACAUUUUAAAUUUAAAUUUAAAGUUUUUUUAGUGAAAUCAAAACAAGCAACAAAAUGGGUAGCGGUGUUCGAAAACAUUCAUCAUCGUUUAAUCCGAAAAUGAGCUUUUUAGGAGGAGGUGCCUUAUUGAAAAGCCAGUGGAGAAACUUAGCUUGGGAUGAAAAGUCCAGGUUCGAAUUGAUCGAAACGAUCCGUGAAUACAAACCUCUCGCCCAAGUUGGAGUCCAACAAGCCCGUCUGUUAUUACUCGGUCAUGUCAACGUUGGGAAAUCUUCUUUCUUCAACACAAUCAACUCUAUUUUCCGAAACCACGUAACUGCCCAAGCACCUGUCGGUAGCCCACGUGACCAACGGUCCAUUACUACAAAGAUGCGAGCUUACCAAGUUCGUAAUGGAAGAGAAGGAAAAGACCUUAACUUUAAGAUUGUAGAUACCAUGGGUAUUGAAGAGGAACGUCGAAGGGGAUUCGAUCCAACUGAACUUCCUUAUCUAUUGGAUGGGCACGUAUCUGAUAAUCACCAGUUCGAUCCGAGUGGCAACAUAUCUCCAGAAAUGCCUGGGUUUCAGAAACUGCCGAAACUACCGGAAAAAAUACACUGCUGCAUAUUCGUUAUAGACGCAACAUCAGUCAGUUCGCUGUCAGAUGAACUGCUAAACAAACUUAACGACAUGAGAACCAAGAUAACUGGCAGAGGAAUACCAAUUAUAGUUCUUAUGACUAAGAUCGACAAAGCUUGUGACCAAACUAGAGGGGACGUGUCGUUGGUCUACAAGAGUGCUACAAUACAACAUCUUAUCGCUCAGACUAGCAGCAAAAUAGGCGUACCUGUUAGUCACGUGUUACCAGUGAAGAACUACACGCAUGAGAUUGAACUUGACCCUUGGGUUGACGUGCUAGCACUUAGCGCCCUCCAGCAGAUGUUACGCUUUACUGACAACUACUUCGACGAAUGCCUUGUGACGUCAGGCACUGGUUAUGUUCCACCCGAGAAGCAAAGCUCCGACGCUUGGACAAGAAAAGCGACCUUGAAUGGAUCGUCGGCUCCAGCGCAAAUGAAGCAAGCUUGGUCAAACAACAACGCAUCUACACCUACAGCUGUGGCGGGUCGUAUUACUGGCGUGAGUGUGCAUAAUACCCCGAGUGGUCGGAACGGGGUAAUGGCUGGGGUACUAGGAACCCCUGCGUCCAAGUUCCCAGAAGCCGAGAAAAAGCCUCUUCUACUAGAAGAGAACCACGUGGUCGAGCUGGACGGAGAAAAAGAAGAAAAGGGGCAAAUUGAAGAGGAUUUGGUGAAGAAACCAGAGGUGGAAGAAAUCAACCAAACCAAAAUGCCGGAUUUCAACGAGAAUCUGCCAAAUCAAAUUCCGCAAGAGGUCGCCUGAGAGGGGACAGUAUGACGCGUGUAUAUAUUCUGCUGACGCUUUUGUUCCAUCCUUCACGAAAACUAAACAUUCUAUUUGCCAUAAAGAAUAACCUGGUUUUACAAAUCAGAAAUAUUCAUAUUGAAAAUGCCGCUGUAUAUAUUUACUGUAGUAUAGGUUGGGUAAGACGGGAGAUGUUUUAUUUUCUAUUAACGUCCCUUUCUCUAUUAAAUUUGGUGGCAAGCAAAUAAUAUUUCACAGAAUACUAUAACAGUAUCCCUACAAAAACAGCGUUGUUAAUUGUUGAGCACACGAUUAGGAAAUAUGGGUUAUUAUUUUCCUAACGGUACCCAUCUUACCCAACAGCAUACUUUAAUAUCUGUAAAUAUAGAUACAGCAAUAUUAAUAUUUAGCUAUUCUGUUCAAUUAAAAACUUAGUGUUAAAGCUGUUUACUUUAUUCAGUUUAAAUUGUUGCUACAAUUAGGAAAAACGAACUUCGCCAUUUGACUUUUUUUUGAGUUUUAUUGAAGCGAUGCGUCAUCGUAUAUGAAUGUGUUUUCGUGCUGCUUUUCAUGUUCAAUGUUGUAUAGUAAACGUUCAAAAUAAAGUACAUCAGUCAAA